Messenger RNA from Pestalotiopsis fici W106-1, 1383 nucleotides. RefSeq lists its product as uncharacterized. The record is from RefSeq and is a predicted model, not a curated record. The coding region runs from base 1 to 1383 and encodes 460 amino acids. The transcript has a single exon. NCBI's taxonomy places the organism in Eukaryota, Fungi, Ascomycota, Sordariomycetes, Amphisphaeriales, Sporocadaceae.
AUGCGACAGCUACAGCAGCCCCUGAAGACGCGCCUCAUCAUAGCUGCAGCAGCAUGGCGUCCACGUCUUCUCUUCUCUUUGCCUGUCCGAGGUAGCAUCCGAUGGCAGUCCUCCACCACGACCACGACGGCUCUUGAAAAUAAUCCAGAGGCGGAGGCAGCAGUAGCAACAGCAACAGUAGGCCAUGAGCCGGCUCAAGCGUCCUCCUCCUUCUUUGCCGCGCUCUUCCCCGACGAAGCCAAGCAUCGCGUCCGACGAGAACAAACCUGGGCUCAGUCCCGCGAGCCAGGCGGCUCAUCUAUUUCCAACCAUGACUUGGACAGCAGCUACCCGCCGCCGCAGACGCAAUCUUCCUCGCCCCUACAGCAGUCCGAGAGGCCGCUCAUUACGUACUAUGAGAACUCUUCGCACCACCCACGAGCCGCCAGCGAAUUGCGGUGCACUGUAGUCCUCGCCGCGGCCUCCAAGAACCUAGCCGCGUCCGACUUCUUCCGCGUCGGGGCAGGGCGCGCCGCCCACGUUGAAGGUUGGGUCGGCGGCAUCACCAAGGUCGUGCAGGCGCGCGACCCCGACACCCUCGAGCCGCUGGGCCGCUACUACGUGACCUUUGGCACCGCGGCGGCCGCCGCCGCCUGGCGCGAGGAGGUCAAGCGUCUCUGGGAGCUCAGCCGGGCGUACACCCCCGGCGUCAUGCGCAGCCGCGCGUACCCGGCCACAGGCAACUUUGGCGGCGCAGGCAUCCCAGUGCGCGUCCGUGGGAUCGAUGGCACGCCCGCGCAGCUCGAGUCCACCCGCCGUGAGGUUCAGACGUUCACGCUCGUCCCGCCCGAUCUGCGCUGGAGUCUGGACGUGGCACACUAUACACCCGAGGAGCGGGCCAUGGAAAUCGCCGGCAGCUUGGUCGAGAAGCUCUGCCGCAAGGCCGGGACCCGGUUCUUGGUCAUGGUGGCCGUGAAUGGCGGAAGGAUCAGCCCCGAGACCCUCCGCGCCUCCAUCCGCGACGACAAUGAGGAGCGAGGUCUGCCCUGGCGUGUCAAAAAUCUCGACACCCUCGUUGGCGGCGGCAAAGAUGGAGAAUGGGGCAUCAUGCCAUUUGGUAAGAGCGAUGCCAAAGCGCUCCCUGGCGUCACCCAGGAGGAAAGUCUCCAACAGCAGGCCGCCAGUGCCACGUCGGGCGCUGACCGUACCGAUAAGGUCAGGAGCGAGACUAGGAGAUAUCCGCGCUUUCUCGUCCCGUUCGCUGACGAGGCUGAGGCGAGACGUUUUGUGAGGCACUGGCAUCGACGCCAGCUCACUUUAAGAAUGGGGCACGAGGAUGCAAAUGACCAGACGCUGACGGAGUGGGAGGAGGCCAGGGUCCUUGACGUUACAUACUUGUGGUAA